CAGAAGCCAGCACAAAGCAGACCAGUAGGCUGAGGCAGCGCGGUAAACUUGACAUUUGAAUGCAUCUUCCCACUGGCAAAAGACGAAUCUAAUAACUCCUUGUCAAAGCCGAGAUACACACUCAACUCAGCCUCUUCGCUUCCCAAAGCUUCUCGUCAAGACAUGGAAGCUAUUGCCAAGUUUGAUUUCAUGGCCUCAGGUGAGGAUGAACUGAGCUUUCACACUGGAGAUAUUCUGAAGGUAGGUCAUGUGGGGUCCCCAGGGAAGCAGUGAGGGGCUGAGGUUCCCUGAGCCUGGCCACCAAGGCCAUCUAACAACCUAUGCCUCUGUGGCUGAAAAGGUGUGCAGACUUCUUUUUAUUUUUUCAAAACCAGAUGUGGAUGUGGGCACAUGCCCACGAUCCUAGCACUCAGGAGGUAGAGGCAGGAGGGUCAGGAGUUCCAGGCCAACCUUGGCUACUUAGUGAGUUUGAGAUACUAAGCAACCAGGAGGAGUGGCUCAAGGCGGAGCUCGGAAGCCAAGAAGGAUAUGUGCCUAAGAAUUUUAUAGAUAUCGAGUUUCCUGAGUGGUUCCACGAAGGCCUCUCACGACAUCAAGCAGAAAACUUACUCAUGGGCAAGGAAAUUGGAUUCUUCAUCAUCAGGGCCAGCCAGAGUUCCCCAGGAGACUUCUCCAUCUCUGUCAGGCAUGAAGAUGAUGUUCAGCACUUCAAAGUCAUGCGAGACACCAAGGGCAACUACUUCCUGUGGACUGAAAAGUUCCCAUCCCUAAAUAAGCUGGUGGACUACUACCGGACAACAUCCAUCUCCAAACAGAAGCAGAUCUUCCUUCGGGAUGGAACGCAAGAUCAGGGUCACCGGGGCAACAGCCUGGACAGGCGGUUCCAGGGAGGCCCUCACCCGAGUGUAACUGUAGAAGAAAUCCGACCUUCGAUGAACCGGAAGCCAUCAGACCACCUUCCUCUGGGUCCCCAGCAGUUCCACCCGCACCAGCAGCCACACCCCCAGUUCCCACCAGGGCCACAGCAUCCUCCACAGCAGCGCUAUAUGCAGCAUUUCCACCAGGACCGUCGUGGAGGCAGCCUGGACAUAAACGAUGGACACUGUGGCAUCAGCAGUGAGAUGAACGCCACCCUGAUGCACCGGAGACAUACAGACCCCGUACAACUCCAGGCGGCAGGGCGAGUGCGCUGGGCCAGGGCACUAUAUGACUUUGAGGCUCUAGAGGAGGACGAGCUGGGAUUCCGAAGCGGAGAGGUGGUUGAAGUCCUGGACAGCUCCAACCCAUCUUGGUGGACCGGCCGUCUGCACAACAAACUGGGUCUCUUCCCCGCCAACUAUGUGGCUCCCAUGAUGCGAUGAUGAGUUGUACUGGGAGGUUUGGGGGCUCUUCGUCUGAAGCUGCCUGCAAGACAGGGAGGGGCAAGUGGGGAAAGCUGAACUUUAUAACUACACACACAUGCAUACAUGUGCACGUGUGCCCCUGUGAACACAAAACAUGUAUAUGUAUGCCUGUGUCUACACACAACAUUUUAUAAUAGUAAUUUAUUGGCAGGCA
Arvicanthis niloticus (Nile rat) is the source of this 1557-nucleotide messenger RNA. Lineage: Eukaryota; Metazoa; Chordata; Mammalia; Rodentia; Muridae. The record is from RefSeq and is a predicted model, not a curated record.